AUGUCCACAUCGGAGUUGCAUUCUUUAAAAGAAUCAAUCGGCCAGUUUAUUUCAAUCAAUUCAUUUUUUUCGACAAGCCGUAGCCCUGAUAUAGCAUAUGAAUUUCUCGGAAUCACAGCUAACAGUAUUACGAUUCCUCCUACUGGUUUCGAAUAUGUUUUCUUUGAAAUUGAUGCUGAUCCGAAUCUUUCUGAACGAACAAGUUCAUUUGCUGAUAUCAGUGAAUUCAGCUACUUUGAUGAAGGAGAAAUUCUUUUCAUGUUUGGCUCAAUGUUUCGAUUGAACAAUGCUCGUUGCGACUCAAAUAAUCCACAUAUAAAUUUUCUAUCUAUGUCAUUAUGUGGUAAUGAUGACGAACAAUUGAACAAUGCUUUUUCUGUUAUGAAAAAAGAAUAUCUACAAGAUGGUGCCAAAUCAAACAGUGAAGGUGAAGAGCCGACUCUCAUCUCACUGAGUAUUGUGCUGCUUAAUAUGGGAUAUUUAACUUUAGCGAAUAAAUUCUUAUCGCGAAUGUUAAAGACAUUGAAAUAUGAACUUGACGCAGUGGAUAUUGGUAAAUGUUAUCUUUACAUUGGUGAUGUAUAUCGACAGAAAGGUGAUUUUAGAAGAAGCCGAUAUUGGUAUGCAAAAGCAUUAAAAACUUUCGCUCGUGUGUUUCCCAAUGAUGAUUAUCCAAGUGUAGCAGCAACUUAUAUGAGUUUAGGCCAUUCAUACAGCAAAAUUACUGAUUGGAAACUCGCCAGUUGGUAUUAUACGGAUCUGAGAAGUGAGUAA
Molecule: messenger RNA, 774 nt
Organism: Rotaria sp. Silwood1
Lineage: Eukaryota; Metazoa; Rotifera; Eurotatoria; Philodinida; Philodinidae
Source: the annotation of a GenBank genome assembly